CAGGCGCGCGCUGUGGAGCCGGGCUGGGGGGGGCGCUCACUCGCACCCUGACCAAGAAGUCUGAGGGUCCCGCUGGAUCUGGCUGCCCUGGAUCUGGCUGCGCCCGGGCCCCGCGCCCCCUCCCCUGGGGGAGGGGGGGGGAGAAAGUUCCUGGUCUCUGCGCCCACCUCAGUGGAGCCCGCGUUUUCUCUAAAGGUGGCUUUGACCCCGGGUUGCCCGGCCCGCGUGACCGAGGAGGUGGCUGGACAGCUGGAGGAUGAACGGAGAAGCCGACUGCCCCACAGACCUGGAAAUGGCCGCCCCCAAAGGCCAAGACCGCUGGUCCCAGGAAGACAUGCUGACCCUGCUGGAGUGCAUGAAGAACAACCUUCCAUCCAAUGACAGCUCCAAGUUCAAAACCACUGAGUCCCACAUGGACUGGGAAAAAGUCGCAUUUAAAGACUUCUCCGGGGACAUGUGCAAGCUCAAAUGGGUGGAGAUUUCAAACGAGGUGAGGAAGUUCCGAACAUUGACAGAAUUGAUCCUCGAUGCUCAGGAACACGUUAAAAACCCUUACAAAGGCAAAAAGCUCAAGAAACACCCUGACUUCCCAAAGAAGCCCCUCACGCCCUACUUCCGCUUCUUCAUGGAGAAGAGGGCCAAGUAUGCGAAGCUCCACCCAGAGAUGAGCAACCUGGACCUGACCAAGAUUCUGUCCAAGAAAUACAAGGAGCUUCCGGAGAAGAAGAAGAUGAAGUAUAUUCAGGACUUCCAGAGGGAAAAACAGGAGUUCGAGCGAAACCUGGCCCGGUUCAGGGAGGAUCACCCCGACCUUAUCCAGAAUGCAAAGAAGUCGGACAUCCCUGAGAAGCCCAAAACCCCCCAGCAGCUGUGGUAUACUCACGAGAAGAAGGUGUACCUCAAAGUGCGGCCAGAUGAGAUCAUGCGGGACUACAUCCAGAAGCACCCCGAGCUGAACAUCAGCGAGGAGGGCAUCACCAAGUCGACCCUCACCAAGGCCGAGCGCCAGCUCAAGGACAAGUUCGACGGGCGACCCACCAAGCCGCCUCCGAACAGCUACUCGCUGUACUGCGCUGAGCUGAUGGCCAACAUGAAGGAUGUGCCCAGCACGGAGCGCAUGGUGCUGUGCAGCCAGCAGUGGAAGCUGCUGUCCCAGAAGGAGAAGGACGCCUACCACAAGAAGUGCGACCAGAAAAAGAAAGACUACGAGGUGGAACUGCUGCGCUUCCUGGAGAGCCUGCCGGAGGAGGAGCAGCAGCGGGUGCUGGGUGAGGAGAAGAUGCUGAACAUCAGCAAGAAGCAGGCGGGCAGCCCGGCCGCCAAGAAGCCGGCGCAGGAGGGUGGCAAGGCUGGCGCCGAGAAGCCCAAGCGGCCUGUGUCGGCCAUGUUCAUCUUCUCCGAGGAGAAGCGGCGGCAGCUGCAGGAGGAGCGGCCCGAGCUGUCGGAGAGCGAGCUGACCCGCCUGCUGGCGCGCAUGUGGAACGACCUGUCCGAGAAGAAGAAGGCCAAGUACAAGGCCCGCGAGGCUGCCCUGAAGGCGCAGUCCGACCGGAAGCCGGGCGCCGAGCGCGAGGACCGCGGCAAGCUGCCCGAGUCGCCCAAGCGGGCCGAGGAGAUUUGGCAGCAGAGCGUCAUCGGCGACUACCUGGCACGCUUCAAGAACGACCGGGUGAAGGCCCUGAAGGCCAUGGAGAUGACCUGGAACAACAUGGAGAAGAAGGAGAAGUUGAUGUGGAUUAAGAAGGCAGCCGAGGACCAGAAGCGCUAUGAGAGAGAGCUGAGUGAGAUGCGGGCGCCCCCCGCCGCCGCCAACUCCUCCAAGAAGAUGAAGUUCCAGGGAGAGCCCAAGAAGCCCCCGAUGAACGGUUACCAGAAGUUCUCCCAGGAGCUGCUGUCCAACGGGGAGCUGAACCACCUGCCGCUGAAGGAGCGCAUGGUGGAGAUCGGCAGCCGCUGGCAGCGCAUCUCACAGAGCCAGAAGGAGCACUACAAGAAGCUGGCCGAGGAGCAGCAGAAGCAGUACAAGGUGCACCUGGACCUGUGGGUCAAGAGCCUGUCUCCCCAGGACCGAGCAGCGUACAAGGAGUACAUCUCCAACAAGCGCAAGAGCAUGACCAAGCUGCGGGGCCCGAACCCCAAGUCCAGCCGCACUGCCCUGCAGUCCAAGUCGGAGUCCGAGGACGAGGACGACGAGGACGAGGACGACGAGGAGGAGGAGGAGGAGGAGGAGGAGGACGAGGAGAACGGCGACUCCUCCGAGGACGGUGGGGACUCCUCGGAGUCCAGCAGCGAGGAGGAGAGCGAGGACGGGGAUGAGAACGAGGAGGACGAGGACGACGAGGACGACGACGAGGACGACGACGAGGACGAGGAUAACGAGUCCGAGGGCAGCAGCUCCAGCUCCUCGUCCUCGGGGGACUCCUCGGACUCGGACUCCAACUGAGGGCGUGGCCGCCCGCCCGGCCCCCGCGUGUUCUGCCCCACCCCCGCCUCCCCACUUUCUUUCUUUCUUUUUCUUUUUUAAACGAAACGUGGUGGGGGCGGGGGGGGGCGGGCCAGGACUCUCGGGCCCGGAGCCACUGCCGGGUCCCCGGGACAGCAGCCAUCAGACUGAGCCAGACGGGAUGCCGGCCACCACCCGCCCCGCACUUGCGGUUUGGGCCCGGACAGUGGACUGGGUGGGCUGGGGUCCGAGAUCGGAGGCGGUGGCCAGAGGAGUUGCCCUGCCAGAGGGGCUGCUGCCCACCGACCCUGCAUUGGACCUGGAGGCGGGGAGCGGGGGGCGGGGCGGUGCCGCGGAGCCCCGCACUGCCUCUGCCCUAGCCCUGCCCCACAGGGAGGGCCAGAAGGGUUUUUUAUAUAUGUGUAUAUAUUUUUUUUUUAAGCUCUGAGCUGUCAACGAGACGUUUCCUACCGAUUC
Messenger RNA from Heterocephalus glaber (naked mole-rat), 2920 nucleotides. NCBI's taxonomy places the organism in Eukaryota, Metazoa, Chordata, Mammalia, Rodentia, Bathyergidae. The record is from RefSeq and is a predicted model, not a curated record.